CCUUACUUCCCGCGCUACUAGGUGAACGCUGGCCUCGCGAUAGCCUCGCCUACUGGAAUCAAAGCCCCGCUCGAGAAGUGGAUGCUGACAAGCGGUCAUCAUGCAAAGGUUACACCGGAUCCCCUCCGUGGAGCCUCCGAGGAAGACGCUCAUCCGCAGGAUCCACCCGGACAACAACAACAACAACAACAUACGAGGCGUCUAGCGAAGCACCGAAGCCAAAUAAAGUCACGGUCAGCGGCCAUUUUUGGGCUACAGCAGGUGGGAAUCGAUGGACGACAACUCGGAGCUUCGUCGAAUUAUCGAGAGUGCGUACUUCGGCUCUGCUCGGCGGCAAAGUGCCUUGAUGAGUGUCCAAAGUAACAGUGGAAGUGGUGGUGGAAGUUUGGAGGCGACGCCAUCUUGGUCACAGCUCUCCUCCUCCCCAACGAUUUCUCAACAACAUAUAACGGCGACCGCAAAGAGCAAGGAAGGCCCCAUGGACGAGCUGCACAGCCUGGACCCCCGGAGACAGGAGCUGCUGGAGGCCAGGUUUACAGGAGCUGUGAGCGGCAACACGGGAGGCAGCGCUGGGAGCAUGAGUGGAGGUGCCAAGGGUCUGGCCAACGAGUCGUCCAACCACAGCUACGGGAGCCUUGGCUCGUCCAGCGACAAGGAGUCUGAGAACUCUGAUAUGAAAAGAGGGAGCUCCCCCGCCUACUCAACCCCAGAGAAGAAGCACUCGGAAUCAUCCAGAGGGAGGAAAAGGAAAGCUGACACCUAUUCGGAGAGCAGUCAAGGGAAGUCCUCUACUCGUGGGCACAAGAUCAGCGACUACUUCGAUUUUCAGGGGGGUAAUGGCUCCAGUCCAGUUAGGGGCCUGCCGUCAGCUCGCCGCUCUCCACAGAGCUCACACUCUGCACCAGGCUCAAUAAUUCGGCAGAACAGCUCCUCCCCCACCAGUUUGUGUUUUGCAGAACACAAUCCCAAAUCCAGUAAAUGCGUCCAGACAGACUUAACAGGACUGAAACUUGCUGCUCUGGAGAGCAACAAGAAUCUUGACCUGGAAAAGAAAGAGGGACGAAUAGAUGACCUUCUCAGGGCUAACUGCGACCUGCGGCGGCAGAUUGACGAGCAGCAAAAACUCCUGGAGAAGUACAAGGAGAGACUGAACAAGUGCAUUACUAUGAGCAAGAAGCUCCUCAUAGAGAAGAGCACCCAGGAGAAGCAGUCAUGCCGUGAGAAGAGCAUGCAGGACCGUCUCCGUCUCGGCCACUUCACCACUGUGAGACACGGAGCAUCCUACACGGAGCAGUGGACUGACGGAUAUGCAUUCCAGAACCUGAUUAAGCAGCAAGAAGGCAUCAACCAGCAGAGAGAGGACAUUGAGCGUCAGAGGAAGCUGCUAGCUAAGAGGAAGCCUCCAAACCCCGCAUCACCCUCCCUGUCUGUGGCCUCCACCUCUGAACCCAAACAGAGAAAGACCAAGGUGGUCAACGGCAAUGAUUCAGACCCCUUCCUCAAGCCGUCCCUGCCCCAGCUACUGACUCUAGCUGAGUACCACGAGCAGGAGGAGAUCUUUAAGCUCCGUCUUGGACAUUUGAAGAAGGAGGAGGCUGAGAUCCAAGCGGAGCUGGAGCGAUUGGAGCGCGUGAGGAAUCUUCACAUCAGAGAGCUGAAGAGGAUAAACAAUGAGGACAGCUCGGCGUUUAAAGACCAUCCCACUCUGAACGAACGCUACCUUUUACUGCACUUGCUGGGCAGGGGCGGCUUUAGCGAAGUUUACAAGGCCUUUGACCUGUUCGAGCAGCGCUACGCCGCCGUUAAAAUCCACCAGCUCAACAAGAACUGGAGGGAGGAGAAAAAAGAGAACUACCACAAGCAUGCAUGCAGGGAAUACCGGAUACACAAGCAGCUGGACCAUCCCAGAAUAGUCAAACUGUAUGACUAUUUCUCUCUGGAUACGGACACGUUCUGUACAGUGCUGGAGUUCUGUGAAGGCAACGACCUGGACUUCUACCUGAAGCAAAACAAGCUGAUGUCAGAGAAGGAGGCCCGCUCCAUCGUCAUGCAGAUUGUCAGCGCCUUGCGGUACCUCAAUGAGAUCAAGCCUCCCAUCAUUCACUACGACCUCAAGCCUGGUAACAUAUUACUAGUGGAUGGAACUGCGUGUGGGGAAAUCAAAAUCACAGACUUUGGACUGUCAAAGAUCAUGGAUGAUGAUAACUACGGCGUGGACGGGAUGGACCUCACAUCGCAGGGAGCGGGAACUUACUGGUACCUCCCUCCGGAGUGUUUUGUUGUGGGAAAGGAGCCGCCCAAAAUUUCAAACAAGGUGGAUGUCUGGUCUGUGGGAGUGAUCUUCUUCCAGUGCCUCUACGGGCGCAAGCCGUUUGGUCACAACCAGUCUCAGCAAGACAUUCUCCAGGAAAACACCAUUCUCAAAGCCACUGAGGUCCAGUUCCCAGCUAAACCACAGGCCAGCACAGAAGCCAAGGCGUUUAUCCGCCGCUGCCUCGCCUACCGUAAGGAGGACAGGUUCGACGUGCACCAGCUGUGCUCGGACUCCUACCUCCUCCCUCACAUGAGACGCUCAAACUCCUCCAGCUCCCUGCAGCCCCCUGCCUCAUCUCUCAUCACCUACUGAUUGGCUCGUUCAUUAUGAUUGACAGCAUCGUGUGGCUAAUCCUGGCGCAGGAUUGAUGGAAUGUGGAUGUGGAUAUAUAUCUUAAAAAGCAGAGAUCUUCCAGAAUGCAUCCGAGCCUAAUUAAAGGGAAAAGAGGAGCGAAUAGUAGGGGUUCGAUGCCGCUGAUUUCAGUAUGAAAGCAACGGAAAUAAGAGACCUGGGUGGGAAUGGGGCUUGUAGAUGUUUAUGGAUGUUAAUGGAACCUCUUAGAAGACAUUUGUACAGUUCGAAGACACCCUUGUUCAAGAUCGUCUCUUUUCUUCCAACUUCAUCACAUGACUCGGAGAAGCAGAAGAUUGAGUGUUCAGCAAAAAAUAAGGGAUUUUUUUUUUCUUCAGAAAAUAACACAUUUCCCUCAUGGAACGCAAAGAUAAGUAUGGGAAACUAUUUAAUUAGGAGGGUGACAGAAAAAUACGAGUUUGUUUGUUGACAAGUAUGUUUCCGUUUAACACAAAAGGAUGGUUGCAUCUCAUUGUUUAAAAAAAAAAAAUCCAGAUUACAAAUUCUGGUGUUGAUUUGCACUUCCCACUCAGAUUGUGACAUCCAUCCUGGUGUUGCCGUUUUUUUGUUCUGAAGCGCGACUGCAGCGUCCUCCGUCUGCAUUUUUUUUUUUUUUAGCUGUGUCGCAAACGUAGCCGAGGUUACAGAACAUAGAUGUGGAUUUUUAUGUCUCAAACCCCCAUUCUUGCUGUUUAUAGGAGAAAGUCCCACACCAGCCUGGAAGUGGGCUGGACUUGAACCCAGGACUGAACCUAAGACGGGGGUUCAGUGAACAUUUCUCACUAUCGACUUAUCUAAAAGAGGCUCGUCUUUGCUUCCCAUUGUCUUUCUUGUCUUUUCUUCUUCCAGAAAGCUGAUCUCUUUGCUGCUACACGUCUUGCUCUAACUUUGUAAUGUGUGAAUGGCUUUGGUCUUGAUUAUGUGUGAAACACUUCCCCCCCCCCCCCCCCCCCCCCCUUUUUUUUUUUUUUUGCGCCAUCGACAUCCUCGUGGAUGAUUGUGGAAAAGACAUGCUGACGAGUAGGAGAGGGAGAGCAGCUAGGUAAAUAAAUAUAAACAAAUAUACUAACUUUAUGUGAAGCCUUCUCAGGGCGGGUAAUCCAUUACGACUUCAUUCAAUUCAUGCUCAAAGACUAGAUAGGACGACUGUCUUAUCUGGUAGAGGCGUCACUUUGCUGUAUCGUAACGACUGCCGUUUUGUACUACAACAAAUUAUUGUACCUGAGAGCAGGGGUGUACAAAGUGUGGUACGGGGACCAUCCACGGCCCAUGGCACAUUUUAAGAUAGCAAAAAUUGAAAAAUCAGCAAUACAUUUACAAGAAUAAAGUCAAAAAAAAUUUUAUUUAAUGAGAAAGGGUGUUAAUUUUACAAGAAUAACAUUGUAGCAUAAUGUCGAAAUAUGAAAAUUCAUUUGGUAAAAUUAGCUUGCGGAAAAAGUUAUAUUAUGGGAACAAAUUAAAGGAAAAGUUGAAAUUGUUAGGAAAUUAAAAAAAAAAGUAAGGGAAAAAUAUAUGAUUAUAUGUUGAUGAGAAUAAACCUGCCCAAAAAAUGUUUAAAUAGUUAAAAUAUUUAAAUAGUUGAAAUAUUAAAGAAAAAAAAAGUUUGUUUGUCGUAAAGUAGUUGAAAUUUUUGGAAAAUUAGAAUGGAGAAAAAAAUAUAUAUUAUUAUGGGAAUAAAGUCAUAAUACAAAAAAUUAUGAAAAAAUUACAUUAGAUUACUCCAGCCAUUUUUCAAAAUCCGUCCCUUUCGGUACUGGCCAUUUUUGAUGAUUUUGACUGACACGGGAUAUUACCUUCUAGGGCUAUAUAGACAUGAUAUAUACAAAAAAAAGUAAUCUUCAAAAAAUAAGUCUUCAGUAAUCAGCACCAGAACUUAGGCAAGUUUCACAAAAAUAUAAAUCCUCAACAAAAAAUGUUUCUUUUUUGUAAAAAAAAUAGAUUUCAUGUAAAAGAUUUAAUCGUGAAAAUCACUUUAAUGCCCGAUACAAGUUAAUAAAUACAGCUAUUAAUAUAAAAGUUGAAGAAACAAGGCUUUUCCAUUACUCAAACUUCAUGUGUUGCAUCCCUGCCUUAGAGGAUAAAUACACCAUCCCCUCAGACAAGAGCUGUCCUAUCUAGUCUUGAACAUCAACAGUCCAGCUGUGAUGCAUUAAACGACCUGAGAAUACAAUGACCAGGAUGAAGUCUGUCAAUGACUAUUGACAGAUAUUUAUGUCAGGCUAGGUUGCUAAAUGUUGGAAGGAAAGUUGCAAACCCAGAGCAGUGUCCCAUUUUUAUUUUUGAUUUUUUUGGUGGUCAUUUUGUUAGAAGAAUUACAUGCAUCCCUCGUGUUCAGUCAGGAGCAUGGAGCGCAUACUUUAAUGACAUUUAACGUGUGUAGACGGACAUAAGCGCAGCCAUUUAGUAAGCGGCGUGUCGGACCAUAUUAGCGGGAGGGGAGGGGGGUGGGGGUCAACGCUUGGCCAUGCCAUUCAAAUGCAAUAAAGAUUGCCUUCAAUGUCUACAUUCCUGCAGUUUUUAGACUCGUGCUACCUCGCUGAAUGUGUGAGUGAUAAAAUGGCAAAAUUUAGACACAAAAAGUUUAAAUAGUAAAGAAAAAGUAUACUUAAAAAAAAAAAAAAGUCCUAAUUUUAUGAGAAACCAAACAGAAUAAAAUUAUAUGAGUAAAGUUGUAAAUAUGUUGGGGGGGCAGGGGAGUUAUACUCUAAUGGCAAUUGGAAAAAGUAUAAAGUAUUUUUAAAAAAGUAUAAAUUUUAUGGGACUAUUGUUUUAAUUUUACGAGAAAUUCAAAAUAUGAGAGAAAUAAUGUCAUUUUACUUGCAAUGAGUUGAAACAUUAAAAGAAAUGUAUUUUAAAAGUGGAAAUAUUAAUUAGGUCUCAAACUCUACCUUACCCGGGGGGUGGGUUAUACUCUAAAGGCAAUUUGAAAAAGUAUAAAGUAUUUUUAAAAAAGUAUAAUUUUUAUGGGACUAAUGUUUUAAUUUUACGAGAAAGUCAAAAUCUGAGAUAAAUAAUGUCAUUUUACUUGCAAUUAGUUGAAACAUUAAAACAAAUGUAUUUUAAAAAUGGAAAUAUUAGUUAGGUCUCAAACUAACUUACCUGGGGGGGGGGAAGUUAUACUCUAAUGGCAAUUAGAAAAAGUAUAAAGUAUAAAAAAAAAGUAUAAUUUUUAUGGGACUAAUGUUUUAGUUUUACGAGAAAGUCAAAAUAUGAAAGAAAUAAUGUCAUUUUACUUGCAAUGAGUUGAAAUAUUAAAGCAAAUUUAUUUUAAAAGUGGAAAUAUUAAUUAGGUCUCAAACUCUAACUUACCUGGGGGGGGGAAGUUAUACUCUAUGGCAAUUAGAAAGUAUAAAGUAUAAAAAAAGUAUAAUUUUUAUGGGACUAAUGUUUUAAUUUUACGAGAAAGUCAAAAUAUGAGAGAAAUAAUGUCAUUUUACUUGCAAUGAGUUGAAACAUUAAAGCAAAUGUAUUUUAAAAGUGGAAAUAUUAAUUAGGUCUCAAACUAACUUACCUGGGGGGGAGUUAUACUCUAAUAGUAAUUAGAAAAAGUAUAAAGUAUAAAAAAUGUAAUAGUAUAAUUUUACGAGAAAGUCAAAAUAUGAGAGAAAUGGUCAUUUUACUUGCAAUGAGCUGGAACAUUAAAGCAUUUUAAAAGUGGAACUAUCAAUUAGGUCUCAAACUCUAACUUACCUGGGGUCGGGGCUGGUGGGGGUUGAAUCUAGGCCAGGCUGGGUGGCAUUGAGCGUUCCCCAAAAUCCACCUGAGACCUGGCAGCAUUGCUUGUAGCAUUUCUGGCUUCCCAGCAUGCUGUGCAGCACAUCAUUGUAUAAAGUUGCUAAUAUACAAGGUUUGAGUUAACUGAGCUGCAACAAUUAAUCGUUGAUUAAUCAACAGCUAUUUUGGUAUUUGAUUUAUAGGUUGUUGUUUUUUUUAAAAUAAGCUUGACACCCAAGAUCUACGGCCUGAUUAUUUGAUUAAUCAAAACAAGCGUCAGAUUAAUCGACUAAUUAAUUGGUUAUUAUUCCCCAUAGUCAUACUGGUUGUACUGUAUGCGUUUACUUGUUACAUUCUUGUGUUUGCACAGUGACUGUGGUUAGUGUCUUAGCUACUGACUGAUGCCAGGAACAGAAGAAAAAGACACAUGGAGCAGACUUCCUGCUUGUCAAGGUGGACGGAUUGUGCCGGUCGCGUGGGGAUCCUGUGGAGGUAUCCGUAGCCAAUCCCGCAUCCAAGGCUGCAACAAGGAGGGACAUUUGAAUUUGAGGCACUAUUGGGCGUGAUGACCACCUCUCUGCAGUUGUCGGUGUCUGUGUUGUACACAUAAAGCUUCAGGCCCUUCCCCUCAUGGCUCUCUAUCAGCGAGAACAAAUCCUCAGACUGCACAGGAAGAAGACGCCAUCAUCAUCACCAGGUGAAGAAUACAUACACAACAUACAUGACUGCAUAUUUCACGUCGUGUACCAGCCCACCUCGUUCAUAACAGUGUCAGCUCCGAUAACGUAGUCGGUGUGUGGCCUCAAACCUGCAAUAGCUGCAGGGGAAUUGGGCUCCACUUCCUGCAUAGAGGAGCACAACAACAACAACAACAAGUGAGCGCCGAGCCAAACGAAGAAAACAGAUAGCGAGAUUUACAUACCAGAACGUGCCAAACAUUCUCAUUGGCGCCUUCAAAGCUGCAGAAGCGAAUGGAAACCCCAAGCAAGCCUUGGCCCCCCCACAGGUUACUGGGGGUGACUGUGGAUUCCCGCAGCUCCAGUGUCUUUGAGGAGUAAACCAGCAUCUUGACUGGUUUCUCUACGCUGGCUUUGAGGAGGUCCUUUAGGGUGUCGUUAUCCUUGUUCUGCGGAGGAGAGGCAAUCAGGGAAAGAUGUUUGCUAUCGCAGGCAAUGCCGACUUACCAGUCGGGUGUUAUUGAUGGAAACGAUGAAGUCAAAGAAAGGUUCCAGUCCUGCUCGGUGGCCUGGUGAGUUCUCCUGAACCUGCAAAACAAAAAAGAGGGACUAUCAAUCAAAACUUGUCUCUGGGUGGCUUGUGAAUCCAUCAUCAUGUGGAAAUAGCAGAAAUAAUACGAGUUUUUAAGCAUUUAAGGGGUUAAAAUUCAUCUUAAUUUACUGAAGUACUAAAUUAGUAUGGUUUAUUUUUUUGUCAACGACAUGCAAUCGUUCAAUCUCCGUAGCAUGUAAAUAUUUAUCAGUAACCUUUCAAAAUAUACGGAUAUAUGGUCCACAUAUGUUGACGUUCCCAAGAUAGGAGCCUUUAAUCAACCAUCUUGGCAUGUGUCAUUCAGUCUCUGCUGCGUAACGUGUAGCAUUCUAGCAACUUAGCAUAUUUUACUAGCUCCAAACACAACAUAAAAGCUGGUUUUGUGUUGCUCUAAACACACAAGGCCCGACAUUGACACCCCCCUUUCCUGGUCAACACAGCGGUUGGGGGAAAAUUAGCAAUGCUAGGCUAAUAGCUAAGAGCCGGAUAUGGACGUCUUCAAACUCACCCGGAGAACGUGGUAGCCUUCUGAGCCGCCUCCCGGUAUCUCCACGCUCUGUGUGCCUCCCAUUGUGCCGAUGUCUUGAAGCGGUUUGUUUUUUUAAUAAGGUUUAACUGCGGACUGAAUCCAGGGAACGGGAAAGUACCCGACUACUUGUACUCACCGGGUACACGUCGUCAAAUGAGUGGUCAUCUGAUGCGCAUGCGCUGUUACGUGGCAGGAAGUGGAAGGUCCCCGUUUCCACAUGGAGUGUUACUGGGAGAUGCAGUGAUGCUGAAUCAUAUUCUAUUCUCCCAUCGGAGCACAGCGAGAGCACGGAGAGGGGGUUAUGGUCAAUGGAGCAAAUGUGGGGUAAGAAUUUGCCGCUGAGGAGUGAAAACACAAAGAUGUGAGGAGCAUUUUAUGCAAGACAAGCUGACACACAGCCUGGAGAUAAAGAAAAUGCUUCUUUAGAUGAUGGAGCACAGACUUAACACAGAUAUACAGUAUGUAAAAAAACAAAACAAAACAGAAGACUCAACAACUUAAUGUGCUUUAACAUGAAUAGACUUUAUUAUUUGUAUUUAUUUUUUUUGCUAAAGUGCCUCCAGCGUAUCUCCUGUGAAACAUUCCUCUACAGCUGCUCAAAAACCAUACCGGUCACAUCCAGGAGUGGCUAUUUCAAUAUGAUUUAUGCAAUUGCACCAUUGACAUAAUGGUCCUCGGUUUACCAUCAAGGUUGUGUUAAAUAACUCUAUAGAAUACUGCAAGUCUACAACGUCCAUUUACAAUGGAGGAAAGGUGAACAUAGUGCAAAGACACAAACAGGAGCUCCUUGAACGAGAUAUUCCACUGAGCUCCCAUAAUACUGGGUAUACAGUUAAUAUGUAUUACAAUAAAUAUACUAUAUUACAGUAAAUGCAUUAGAAUUCUGACAUAUACGAGAGAGAUAGAGAGUACAUUCUCGCAUCCCUUGCACAUCCCCAACAAACAGCCAGACGUCUUUCUCCGUCCUGUCGCAAAGUCGCCGGUCAGUCACCUCAGACGUUCAAAAGACUCAAAAAUCACAGAAAAGAAGCGCACAAUAAAAAUUGCAUCGCCGUCGAGGGUGUCAAAAGACUACAUCUUACGAACAUCGAGUGAGUUACACACGAGGAAUCAUGACUCGCGCCGUUUACGCUCUGUUUUUCUCCUUUUCUUUGGCUGACAGUCACUAUAGAAUUCAUCAUGUCCUGUGAUUUACAUAUUACAAAUCAUCACCAUGAAGUACACAUGAAGAUACAUUAAAAUACCUGAAUUUCAAUCUCUUUUUUUUUUUAAUCUAUAUAUAAUCAAAUAUUACUAGAUAUUAUUUCAGAACACACACGGGUAUCACAUGAUUGCAUAUGAAAAAGAGACAAUGAGGCAACCGGCAUUUUUUGAGAUGUAAAAGUAUUCACAGCCAUCAUUUCAGUUGUAAUAUAUAAUGUUUGGGAACCACUUAUUACAUGUAUUAGCUAUGUCGUGUAUUCAUUAUUAUUAUUAUUAUUCACUAUUCAUUAUUAUUAUUCACUAACGAGCAUCCCUUCUUCAUCCGUGCUUUUACAUAUUCAACCACAAUCGACAUGAAAUGACACCAGAUUGAACACACGCAAUACAGGAAGUCCCCGCACGCAUCCAUUAGUUACCCGGAACUAUGUGCUCAUACGCAUACGGGUUUUUGGGGGCGGGAGGUUCGGGGUUGUCUUCCAGUCUUUUUGUUGAGUUUGCCGUCAAAAUACAACACAAAGAACAGCAUUGGUGCUUAAAAGGGGGGGGGGGGGGGUCUACAGGUCCUGACCCAGCC
Doryrhamphus excisus (bluestripe pipefish) is the source of this 9954-nucleotide messenger RNA. NCBI's taxonomy places the organism in Eukaryota, Metazoa, Chordata, Actinopteri, Syngnathiformes, Syngnathidae. The record is from RefSeq and is a predicted model, not a curated record.